CUGCAAUAAUACUAGGAUUCCCUUCCCACACAUGAGCAGGUCUUGUUGGCCUUGCGUAAAUUUCAUCUCUAUUAUUUACCACUAUCACCUUAUAUUGCCCAGAUCGAGGAUUUGGAUUUACGUAAGCAAAAAGUAAACACAUAACUUCACACUUGCAGUGGCACAAGAGGAACGCGUUAACGGGUUGAGAGUACAAUUGUCAAUGAGAAUCACUUCUCAUGCCCAUCUGGUGGCUGGUAAACAUACAGGCAUAAUCUUCGAAGUUGUCGUACAAUUUAAUUUUUCCUAAUCCUAUUCGCAUAAUAGACUUACUUUUUUUCAUUGCUGCUAACGCAUUUGGCUACCUUUUUUUGAAUCAAAACAAAGGCCAGACGGGCAAAAUGUUAUUUCGUCAAAAUGAGGAUCCAUAACCAUACAUUAAUAAUAAUAUCGACCGCCUGUUUUUCAAGGCACAUACGAAAAAAUGUCAAAUUUUAAUUUAACACGUUAAGUUCGCACUACUAGGUAUUUCUUUUUUAUCGCACCUACUGACCUUGUAAAAUUGUAGCUAAGUUGUUGAAUAGGAUCUGACUUUAGCUUGGUACAUAUCCAACACGAAGCUCCGUUGGUAAACAAUUCAGUACAUCCUAAAACGAAGCUAAAAUUAGUUGUAGAUAACUUACUUGGGAAAUAUUUCGUAGAUAUGCAGUGAGCUAAGAUUUUAAGCCGCACCACACCAGGAAUAACUAAUUAGGCCUACCUUGGAUUCUGGGACUGGACCAGGACAUAUUGCCUGAAAUGUCAGAAGACGGUGAGUCUCGGUACCCAAUAUCUCGGUGCAGCUCAGCUGGCUCCCUAAACAAUGUCACAUCCUCGGCCAACAACUCGGAUGAUGAAGACAGUGAUCUUGGAGCUGGUCCACCGCCCUCUGCUGCUGGUGGUGCUGGCAACAACCUCAAGGAUAAGCGCAGGGAAGCCCACACUCAGGCUGAGCAGAAGAGGCGUGACAGCAUCAAGAAAGGCUAUGAUGCACUGCAGGAACUGGUGCCUAUGAUGCCCUCAAACAGUGAGAGUCUCCCCCCAUGUAAGCUCUCUAAGGCCACCAUCCUGCAGAAGAGCAUAGACUACAUGCAGUUCUUGCAAAACUGCAAGAAGAAGCAAGAAGAGGAGCUAAACGAGCUGCAGAAGAAGGCUAUGGCCAUGACCAUCCUCAAGCUGAACUACGAGACCAUCGUGGCUGCCCACCACAGCCAGCGUCCUGGCAACGCUUUGCGUCAGGUCUCCGAUGACAUGAAGUUCCAAGUCUUCCGCGCGGUGAUGGAUUCCCUGUACCAGACGUUCGAGCCGAGCGUCAUCACGGGCAACUUUACCGAAAUCUCUGGCUCCGUCAUAGCCUGGCUUGAGGAGCACUGCAAGCCACAGAUCCUACGCGAGAUUAUGUGCGCGGUGCUGCAGCAGCUGCAGCAACACGAGGCCGGCGUUCAGCAGCAGGAGGCUAUGGAGCAGGACGGUCUGGACCUCCAGCAUCAGAAGCUCGGCGUGUCUAAGACAGAAAGAUAUUACUAACCGCAUCCUCUGAGCCGCUCGUCAGGCUAAUGGAGUCUUACUGUGCUGAGUGCUGCCUUAACCCAUUGUCAGCUAAUAAGUUAACUCUUGUCAAGGCUAUUCUUACCUGAAAGCCGGGUAAUGGUAGCUAAUUUCUGGCAGACAAUAGAAAUUCUUAUCUGCAGAGACAUCAACUUACGUCCAUGGCAUUUACAUCUAAAGAAGACCUGCAGCAGUACUACCAAAUAUAAUUGAAAGUUCAUACCUGACAGCUAAUCACUUGCAGCUUUUUUACAAAUCCACCAGCAUAUGAAAAAUCGGCCACCACGUGUACAUAACGAGUUUGGUAUUACGGCUUAUGUUAACCUAUCAUUACCGUCAGUAGACGUCAGGGUGAAGCGUGGUGCCCGCUAGUGUGAUGAUGGUGCUAUAGAUCCCUUCAGGUGCUACGCUGGCUCCCACGCGUGGUAUGCCACAACAACCAUAGGUCAUCUCCCAGUUUUUCUCCAAUCUUUUGUAUUCUACCAUAUCAAAUUUGUAAUGAUGUAGUUGUAUUUCACUAUCUGAUGAUCACAGUGUUUUGUCUUGAUGUAUUAAACACUGCGGCGUGAUAUAACACGAUGCCAACUGUGCCUUAUCAGAGAUCGGUAAAUAAUUUUCCAUCCUGUAAAUCAUUCAAUCUUGGUUAUUUUUGGUUCUCCUUUGGUGCCUGGGGGCAUUUCGGAUACAAGUUCAAAUUAAAUGUGUGUGUGACUGCCUUGCUCAUGCGUAUUUUGCCGUGUCCGUAAGUUUUUUUUAUUGUAUUUUUUUGUCUAAAACACGAAUGCUUGAGAACAAGACUAUAUAUAAUUAGUUUUUAGCGUGCCUUAUUUUCAGGAAGAGAUCGUUCACAAGGAAGCAUUUCCAGAAGCCUUCAUCGACAUCACUUGAACUUAGCUUAUCUCGUAAUAAUGUUCAAAUAAUAUUUCAGCUCAUUUGUUUGUUGUUGCGACCGUAAGAGUUGCUGUGUGUACGCCGUGGUGAUCACAACAACGUUAUACGUAGCUAUUUUACUGGUAUGCUCCCUACUGGCAAUAGUAUCUAUAAAUCAAUUGUGUUUAUUAUAAAGUAUACCAUAGAAAAUUAGUAUAGAUUUAUUUUGUUUCAUGUUAGAAAUUGAAUAACUUUUAUCGUAUUUCUUUUUUAAAAGUAGUUAAGUCUUAAGAUAGUGAAUGCAGCGAUUCUUAUUGCCGUACGGGUUCAGGUCACGACC
Molecule: messenger RNA, 2776 nt
Organism: Hyalella azteca
Lineage: Eukaryota; Metazoa; Arthropoda; Malacostraca; Amphipoda; Hyalellidae
Gene: bigmax
Product: max-like protein X
Exons: 6
Coding region: 778-1545 (255 amino acids)
Biological process (GO): regulation of transcription by RNA polymerase II
Cellular component (GO): nucleus
Molecular function (GO): protein dimerization activity; DNA-binding transcription factor activity, RNA polymerase II-specific; RNA polymerase II cis-regulatory region sequence-specific DNA binding
Source: RefSeq, a predicted model, not a curated record